Molecule: messenger RNA, 2403 nt
Organism: Metarhizium album ARSEF 1941
Lineage: Eukaryota; Fungi; Ascomycota; Sordariomycetes; Hypocreales; Clavicipitaceae
Product: cytosolic phospholipase A2 zeta
Exons: 1
Coding region: 1-2403 (800 amino acids)
Biological process (GO): glycerophospholipid catabolic process
Cellular component (GO): cytosol
Molecular function (GO): A2-type glycerophospholipase activity
Source: RefSeq, a predicted model, not a curated record
AUGAAACGGAUAAGCAGCCUCACCAAGGGCUUGCCGGCUCUCAGUCCCUUACGGGGAACUGGUUUCCGGCCCGUCAACCCUCCAUUGCCCCGCAAGUUGCAGCACGGCUUCUUUGCUCGGUCGAAGAGGACUGCCACUAUUGGUGCCAGCCUCCCUGUCACUAUUGUUGCUGGAACUUUGUUCAUCUGGUGGCUCUAUCCGUCGGAUGAAUUCGCAAAGCUCUCUCCUCCGCGGCGGAGCAGGAGAAGACCGUAUUACGAUGAGCAGGAGGUGGAUGACGAACAAGGCGAGUUAGACGAGUAUGAUGACCCGCCCGAGACGGCCUGGGACAGCUUCGCGAGGCGCAUCGAAAAUAUCGCCAUUGUCACUGAGACAGAGUGGUCCGCCUUUUCCGAAAAAGUUGCGGACAUGAUUCUUCCAGACUGGUCAAAACUUGUACCCGGAUACUUGAGGAAACUUCAGAGAGAAUUGUCCAUGGCGCCAGGCUCUCUUGCCGACGAGAUUUGGGAGGACGCCCACGAUCCUGCCAUCAAUCCUGAGAUUGCGUACUCGGCUCAGGUUCGAGUAUCCUCGCAAUUAUGCGACGAUGAGAAAGAGUUCCUGGCAAGGCGGAAGCGCGUCAUCAAAGUUGCUCUAGCCAAGUACCUAGGGCUCGAUGAACAUGACAUCCAUCCUGAUGAUAUCCCGACCAUUGCCAUGUGUGGAUCAGGAGGUGGACUGCGUGCUCUUGUGGCUGGCACAGGUUCGCUCAUCGCUAGUGAUGAAGACGGUCUUUUUGACUGUGUGACUUACACGGCCGGCGUAAGUGGCUCAUGCUGGUUACAAACGUUGCUCAACUCUUCAAUAUCAGGCGGCAAUCUCCAGAUGCUCCUGGAGCAUUUAAAAAACAGGACAUCUGUUCACAUUGCCUACCCACCAGUCGCUUUCCAAUCUCUACUUUCAAUGCCCACCAGCAAGUACCUCUUGAGUGGUCUCGUGGAGAAGCUUAGGGGUGAUCCCAAAGCCCACUUUGGCUUGGUGGACGUUUACGGUUUGCUACUCGGGGCACGAUUUCUGGUACCCAAGGGUGAGCUGAGUGUCAACGAAAAGGAUUUCAAGUUAUCUAACCAGCGGGACGCCAUUAAAUUUGGCGAUCGCCCAUUGCCCAUUUACACGGUCGUUCGACACGAGAUUCCUCAAACAGAAGAGUCAAAUCGUGGGCCGACAGAAAAGGAGAAGAAGAGAGCCAAGGAGGAGUCAUGGUUCCAAUGGUAUGAAAUCACGCCAUACGAGUUCUUUUGCGAAGAAUUUGGGGCCGGCAUUCCGACUUGGGCAAUGGGACGCAAGUUCAACAACGGCAGAGACGUACCGCCGGAAACUGGAUUCCAUCUGCCUGAAAUCAGAGUACCUCUGUUGAUGGGUGUUUUUGGAAGUGCUUUUUGCGCAACUCUCAGUCACUACUACAAGGAGAUUAAACCUCUGGUUCUGAGCAUAUCCGGGUUAAGCGGGGUUGACCAGUUUGUGUCUGGUCGUGACGACGACCUGAGCAAAGUUCACCCCAUUGAUCCAGCCACCGUGCCUAACUUUGCCUAUCAGAUGCAUGGCAAGCUGCCAGAUAUCACGCCCAAAAGCAUAUAUGAGAAAGAAUACAUCCAACUCAUGGAUGCCGGCAUGUCCAACAACCUGCCCAUCUAUCCCCUCCUCCGCCCCGGCCGACAUGUCGACAUUCUUAUUGCAUUCGAUGCCUCUGCAGACAUUAAAACCGACAACUGGCUCUCCGUAGCCGAUGGUUACGCUCGUCAGCGCGGUGUCAAAGGCUGGCCACUAGGCAUCGGAUGGCCAAAAGCCGGCGAGUCAGUCAAGGAAACCGCCAUGCAACUUGCUGAUGCAGAAGCAUCCUCAUAUCAGGAGGCAGCACAGCACGUCAAACAAGCCAAGCAGGAUCAAGAGUCCCUUCGUCAGGCCGCCGGCUGCGUCGCGAAGGAUGCUCAAACCGACGACGAAGAAGAAGCCAAAUACAGACCUGGAAGCGAAGAAGCCGGCGACCUGGGCUACUGUACCGUCUGGGUCGGUACUACACAGGAACGGUCUCCGCAUCCUCCACCGCCAGCCAAGGCAAUUGACGACACCAAUAAGUGGCAGCUAACAGAACCGGACGCCGGUCUGGCUGUCGUAUAUGUCCCCUUUCUCGCUAACAAGAAAGGACCCGAUAUUUCUCCAGGAACAACGAACUUUUUGAGUACUUGGAAUUUUGUUUAUACACCCGAGCAAAUCGACAGCGUCGUGGAGCUCGCGAGAGCAAAUUAUAAUGAGGGAAGGAAUCAAAUUCGGUCUACUGUUCGGGCAGUGUAUGAGCGGAAAAAGUUGCUUCGCGAAUACGCCGAGAAGAAACGUGUCCAAGGGCUAGAAAUAUUGAGUAGCUAA